CAAAAUCUCAAUUCAAUUCGCAAAGGCUCUUCGCGAAAGUUGCGUUCAUGGAGGUGGUGAGCAGUACGAGCAGCAGCAGCAUGAGCAUCAAGCGCUUCUUAAAAGAAAAAGGUUUCGACGAACAGAGCAUCGACAAGAUGCUCACAAAGUGCAAACAGUUAGAGAAGGCCCAAACCGACGUCGCUUCAGAAAACUGGGACUACCUAAGCAACAUCGUCGGCAUAAAAGACAGGAAACUCCCUUACAUCGUCUCCCGUUGCCCCAAGAUCCUAACUUUACGUCUCCACGAGAGACUCAUCCCCAUGUUCGAGUGCCUCUCCUCACUAGGAAGAAACCCACGUGAGGUUACUUCAGCUAUCACCAAGUUCCCUCCCAUACUCGCUCACAGCCUCGAGGAGAAGCUCUGUCCACUUCUUGCUUUCUUUCAAGCAUUGGGUGUCCCUGAGUCACAGCUUGGGAAGAUACUUCUUUUCAACCCGAGGCUUAUCAGUUACGGUAUUGAGACCAAGCUUGCUGUUAUUGUCGGGUUUCUGGCUAGCCUUGGUCUUGACAGAGAUGGUGGUAUGAUUGGUCAAGUUCUGGUUAAGCACCCUUUUCUUAUGGGGUAUAGUGUUGAGAAGAGGCUGCGUCCUACUACUGAGUUCUUGAAAUCAUCGGUGGGUUUGAGUGAUGAUGGGGUUCUGUCUGUGUUUAUGAACUUCCCACAAGUUGUGUGCAGGGAUGUGGAUAAGAUACUUAGACCGAACUAUGAGUAUUUGAAGGAGUGUGGUUUUGGUGAUGCGCAGAUUGCGAGUAUGGUGGCUGGUUAUCCUCCUGUUUUGAUAAAGAGUGUCAAGAACUCGUUGCAGCCUAGGAUUAGAUUCCUUGUGGAUGUUAUGGGAAGAGGGUUGGGUGAAGUGGCUAGUUAUCCUCAGUUCUUUCACCAUGGGUUGAAGAAGAAGGUGGAAGCGAGGUAUAAGCUUGUUAAGAAGAACAAUGUUGACUGCAGCCUUAGAGAUAUGUUGGACUGUAACACAAAGAAGUUCCAUGAAAAGUUUGGCUUUGGAGAGGUAACUGCAUCCUAAUGUGAUCUUAUAGCUUUUGUUCCUCUCUAGUUUUGCUUCAUCACUAUCACUCCUUGUAAGCUAUAUUUCUUGCAUGAGCUUUGCUUCAUCAAUCCUGUUAUUCAUGUAUCAUUGCUUCCAUAUUUCAUCUGCAAUUUUAUAUCAUUGAUUAAGAUAGAACAACCAAGCCACACUGGCGUGAUCAAGUGCAUAUCCAUAGAGCGUGCUCUUCCCCUUGUUUUCUAGUUAAAUGGUAGAACUUGAUGACAAGUUUGUUAAAGGACAAGUCAAGCCACAGCGAUCUUCAAGUGGAGAAUCCAAAGUUAUAACAAAAAAACUGAGUACUUUGUAAAACAUUACUAGAAGACUAGUCAUAUUGUUUUG
Messenger RNA from Eruca vesicaria subsp. sativa (arugula), 1427 nucleotides. NCBI's taxonomy places the organism in Eukaryota, Viridiplantae, Streptophyta, Magnoliopsida, Brassicales, Brassicaceae. The record is from the annotation of a GenBank genome assembly.